AUGUCCCUGUUCAAGAGAUUGGGAAUUCCCGGCCCCGAACCCAAUCUUAUUACCGGCAAUUUGAUGGAAUUCUUUGGGACACCUAAUGUUGAAUUCUACUCAACACUUAUUAACCGUUACGGACCAAUUGUUGGCUACUAUUUGGGCUCAAAACCAAUGAUUAUUACUAAACACUUGGGACUGAUUAAAGAGAUACAGCGUUCGCGUGACUUUGAGGACAGACCCCGACUCGUGCCGGGAGGUAUUAACCCGAGCUCUAAGCGGUGCAAAAUGUUGGGCAAUUUGCCGGUCAAUGAAUGGCGAGAAUUGCGAAAGAAGUUAAACACCGGCUUCACUACAACUCAAUUGCGACAAAUGGUACCAUUAGUCCAGCAAAAGAUUGACAAAUUCAUUGACAAGUUAUCUGAUAAGGAAGGCUUUGAGAUAGACUUUUACAAGUCUUAUCAACGCCUGACACUAGACAUCAUCGGUCGCACGGCUUUCGGUGUGGACACUGAUGUCCAGUACAACCGAAACGACAGAUUUCUGAUCGCUGUUAAGCAAGAGUUUGUGAAAACAGUCAACAAUUCUUUGGUUAAACUAUUGCUUUGUUUUCCAGAGUUUUAUUACAUAAUUCAAGGCUUUCGGAAACUCAUUGAAUACGUGAAGGAAACCAUAGGUUUGACGUCAACAUCGCUUCUGUGGACGGACUGCGAGACAACUCUAAUGAUGAGAAAAUCGGGUCAAAGAGUCGCCGAUGACGGCAAAGAUCUCUUACAGAUAAUGAUCGACAAGGGUUUGCCUGACGAGUGUAUUAUCGCUCAAACCAUUUUGUUCAAUGAGGCCGCCUUUGAAACCAUGUCUGCGAGUCUGGCUUUUAUAACACACAUUCUUCUCAAUAACAAUCAUAUCACUCAACAGUUGGCCAAAGAAGUGGAAGAAUUUGUCCAAAAUAAUGAUCUCGACUAUAGUGUGGAGAAUAAUCUUCCGGUUAUGGAUUCUGUGAUCAAUGAAACUCUAAGACUAUAUCCGCCGCAAACCACCUUUAUUUCGAGAUGUAAUCCAACUCAGGAUUUUGAAUACGAAGACCCGAGUGAUGGCAAACACUACACGAUUCCAAAAGGCAUUCAAAUUCAAGUGGCAUUAUAUCAGAUACAUAGAGAUGACAACAACUACCCAAAUGCCAAUCAUUUUAAUGCUUACAGAUUUAUGGAUAGGUCAGGAAAUCGUGUAAAUAUGGGUACAAACGGAGACUAUUCAGUGAAAUGGCAGCCAUUCGGAAGGGGAGGACGCGAUUGUAUCGGCAAAACAUACGCCAGAAUCGUAUUGAAACUAAUCCUUUCAAACCUGUUGUUGAAAUUCCGACUAAAUACUACUGAAAACACUGCCAGAGAUCGCGAUUUGGAAAUUGUUUACAAAACAGCGACAAUGACUCCUAAGAAUGGCAUCUAUGGCUCGGUUUCCGGACUUUUCCCAUAA
This is a messenger RNA of Medioppia subpectinata, 1458 nucleotides long. The record is from the annotation of a GenBank genome assembly. Lineage: Eukaryota; Metazoa; Arthropoda; Arachnida; Sarcoptiformes; Oppiidae.